Meloidogyne enterolobii is the source of this 716-nucleotide messenger RNA. The record is from the annotation of a GenBank genome assembly. NCBI's taxonomy places the organism in Eukaryota, Metazoa, Nematoda, Chromadorea, Rhabditida, Meloidogynidae.
UUAAAUCUCAAAUUAUCAUUAAUUGAGCUGUUAUUUUUAUUUAAAGAUGUUGGUCCUUCUUCGCCUGGCCCUCAAACCGGUGGUGUCGACGAUGAAGAAGAGCAGGUGGAAAAUAAUGAUUUGUCUCAACAAUCUGCAACAAUUGAAAGUUCAUUGAAUGAGGUAAACGAUGAAUCAACAACAGCAUCCAGAGAAAUUGCAACACAAACUGGAAAAAUACGCAGAAGGGGAAAGGCAAGCAUCAGGAGCUCAGAAAAAGAAAAACCGACGUGCCAGAGCUAUCGAAGCUUCCAAAGCGGCAUGCAUUUGUUGAUUUGUAUCCAUUAAUUGGACUUUUGUCUUGUUCAGUGGAAACUAAUUUUGGAAAUGAUCUUUUGUCAAAGCCUUUUGUUUAUAAGAUUGACAAUAUAUUAAAUGAAUUGAUUUAUGAAUUUUUCCGAUUUAUUAUUUAUUUAUAUCUAAUUUAACCAAUACUGUUUUUAUUUUAAAAUCAAAAAGAAAAAUUUUUUAGUUUACAGCAUCUCCUGUAAUUUUUAAUUUUUGGUGUAGUGGUAUAAUGUUUUGUUUUGGGUGUAUUGAGGUCGUGGUUCGAGUCCUCUCGUUGAAUUUUUUUCGUUUUAGUAAAAUAACCUAAAAGUAUCAAUUUUCUCUCGUUCCCUUUUUUAAAUUCUUCAAAUAAAUUUUUUUCAGCACGGAGAGAUGGAACAGUCUGAACG